Molecule: messenger RNA, 2124 nt
Organism: Phyllopteryx taeniolatus (common seadragon)
Lineage: Eukaryota; Metazoa; Chordata; Actinopteri; Syngnathiformes; Syngnathidae
Gene: slc46a1
Product: solute carrier family 46 member 1
Exons: 6
Coding region: 207-1673 (488 amino acids)
Biological process (GO): transmembrane transport
Cellular component (GO): plasma membrane
Molecular function (GO): transmembrane transporter activity
Source: RefSeq, a predicted model, not a curated record
GUCCACACUCGAAGCUCGAAUCAAAGCUUCCCUUCCUUUCCUUUCUGCUGAGGUGUCAAAAAGUUUGCUGCCAUUAUCCUUUUGGAAUAACUGGGAAAGAAACACAGAGCGACAACGAAUAGCGUUUUAAUAAUGGCUUAGGUAUGCACCGCGCAAAGAGGGAGACUUCGCAGUAGGUAAGUCUAGUUUACUUAAUACGAGUCAACAUGUACGAGCCGGACACGGCCGCUAUCCUUCCCGGCGACGGAGGACCGCAAGCCGACGACGCGAACUUAUCGCUGGGCCACGAAGAGGACACCGGGGCGCCGACCUCUCGGCCGACGGGGCCGCCGUUCGCGUGCCCGCUUCCGGUGUCCGUGGAGCCCGUCAUGUUCCUGUCCGUGUUUGCCGUGGUCCUACAGGCGCCGCUGACCACUCAGUACCUGUGGGACCGAAUUAGCGAAGACCUGGGCUACAAUGUCUCCAAGAGGUCGGAGUGCGGCAACAGCUCCGUGGAGCCCGACGCUCUUCAGAAGGAGGUUGAAACCUUGACAGCACACUGGAACCUCUACAUCAGUCUCGCGGGCUUCUCCGUGGGCUUGCUAGUGGUGCCGCUCCUGGGCUCGUGGAGCGACUUUGCAGGUCGCAGGCCGGUCCUUAUCAUCCCCAACUUGGGUCUGGCCAUGCAAGUGGUGGUCUACCUGUUGGUGAUGUACCUCAAGCUGCCUGUGGUAUACUUCCUUGUGGGUAGACUGCUCAGUGGACUUACCGGGGAUUUCAACUCCAUCCUAGCCGCCUGCUUUGCGUAUGUGGCCGACACGAGCGACAGAAGAGCCCGCACUUUCAGGGUGGCGGUCCUGGAGGCUUGUAUUGGUCUCUCAGGAAUGUUUUCCAGCAUCAUUGGAGGGCACUGGAGGCGGAUGCAAGGCUACAUCAACCCCUUCUGGUUGGUCCUGUCUACCAGCCUGGCGUCGGCUUUGUAUGUGUUCCUGUUCGUCCCAGAGUCUGUCGUGAAAGACCCUAGUGCCAAGCUUCUCACCGUUCGCCACCACAAAGCCGUGUGGCACAUUUUUUCCACCGUGGGUAGUGAGGGCGGCGGAAGGGUUCUGAGAUGCAAGCUGUGGGUCUACAUGCUUUGCUUCUUCCUGGUGGUGGCCGUCCACAUCGGGAGCCGCGAGCUUUACGUUCUGUACGAGCUGAGCCCGCCUCUGUGCUGGGGGCCGACACUCAUCGGAUAUGGAUCAGCAGCUCUGCACUUGGGCUACCUGAGCAGCCUGCUGGGGUUGAAGGUUAUGCUGUGCUGGUUGGAGGACUCGUGGGUGGCCGUCAUUAGUCUGGUCUCCAACAUCACCGGGCUGCUGGUUUUCUCUGUAGCGAACAGCACUCUACUUAUGUUCACAGGUUAUGGUUCGUUGUUUUUCUUUAUGGCUGCAACACCUGUUCUCAGGUCCAAGCUGUCUAAGUUGGUUAGCCCGUCUGAACAAGGUGCCCUGUUUUCGUCCGUGGCCUGUGUGGAGAGCUUGUGUUUCCUAGUGGGUAGUGGCCUCUUCAACUCUAUCUAUCCAGCCACACUGCACUUCAUGAAGGGCUUCGCCUUCCUCUUUGCUGCCAUCAUCCUCCUCAUCCCAGCUGGAAUAAUUGGGAGCUUGCAAUGUUUCGAGAAGAAAGAGCGUAGUGACUCCACAGCAUCCUGACCUGCACAGUCAGACCACGAAUAAAUACCAAAGAUGUGAGGUUAAUCCUGUGGGUGUGUGUAGGGUGAACAUCUCGAACAGAUCAGAGGAUUAUGAUUCUGAUUCUGAACAGGGACAUGGGAUCAGUUUAGUGAUGGGAGUUCACCCCAAAAAAUAUUCUGCUAAUGCAAAAAGACAACAAAAGGAAAACAUAUUUUCUUUAUGCUUUUAUUUCUUGGUUUAUCCAUGUGAAUCAAUGAUAAUCAAAGUGCAAACCAGUUAUUCUUAAUUCAAUGUAAUUUUCAUAUUUUUCAAUAGUUGUCCAAAGCAAACAAAUGCAAUAUCUAAGAAAUGUUUAUUUUUAUCCGUCCACCUUUUUAUAAUUGCCCAAAGCAAACAAAUGCUAUGUUAUACAAUUGUAAUCUGUCCAUUUUUUUAAUAAUAGUCUGAAGUAAACAAAUGCAAUACCAAC